AAAGGAGCAGCGGCGCAGAAAAGUUGAGCCAGUCGAACCAGAUUGUGCGUCCUGACGCACCAGCAGAGAAGCAGCAGCAACGAUGGGAGCUUCACAGUCACGCGCUGAAAACCAGUACAAAGACUUGUCGGAGAGAACUGGAUUUUCUACAGAUCAGAUUAAAAACCUUCACAAAAGGUUCCAGCUCCUGAGUGGAAAUGAAGAAACUAUCAGCAGAGAAAACCUGGACAGUUUACCAAGCUUCGUCAACAAUCCAAUCAAAAAGCAGAUUGUUGAAGCCUUCUUUGAUAAAAGGAACCAGCAUCAGGAUGAGGUGGGCUACUCCGAGGAGAUCGGCUUCGAGCAGUUCCUCAUGGUCUUGUCCCACUUCCGCCCUCCAACCUUGAAGCUGACAGACGAGGAGAAGGCAGCUUUGAGGAAGGAGAAGCUCCGCUUCCUGUUCAACAUGCAUGACACGGACAAUGACGGCACCAUCGACCUGGCAGAAUACAGGAAGGUAGUAGAAGAGCUGCUGUCUAGUUGCGGCACCAUGGGGCUGGACUCUGCCAAGGCGAUAGCAGAUGCUGCCAUGUUGGAAGUGGCAAGCACAAAUGUUCCCCACAUGGCUCCAGAUGAGUUCUAUGAAGGGAUUACGUUUGAGCAUUUUGAACAGAUUUUGAAAGGACUGGAGAUGGAGUCCAGGAUGCACAUUCGCUUUCUGGAUGUGGACACCAUAGCAAUGCGCUGUGGGAAGUCAACCUCUUGAUGGGUUCUUGUAGAGAAAUGUUUAUGUUGCUGCUGUUUUUAGCAGAAACUCUCCAGUCCUUAAAUGGAACCAUACCAAACACUUUGAUAUGCACUAAUGUAUUUUUGGACGAAGGAAAAAUAAUUAUAAUUCCAAAACAAUAACAUUUUUUAUAGUAACUCAAAUAGUUUGGGCAUGAUGAUGCUUAAAGAAGGAACAAGUGUCCCAUAUUUCAGGAUAUUAAUGUCCUGUCUUCUACUUACACUUACUACCUCCCUGUGUUCUCCUGGCUUUCUACUAAACUUUGUGUCACUGUCCUGGACUGUGAAGGGUUCUUUGUUCCUCAGUCAGAAGCUUCAGAUGCAGUCAGUCAUGCCAAGUGGCAGCUCUGGCAUCCACGGGUCAUCUGUUAUGGCCGACAUCCAGAGCGUGAGACUGUGGGCACAUACCAUUCCUCUGCAGCUCCAGAAGAGUUGCAGGUUUCAUAUAUGUGUUCCCAUGAGACUUUGUGGAACUAACCACUGUUCUUUAAACAUAAAUAUGCGCUAUUUUUAGACUACUGGUGGAUGAAUUAACACUUUCCUUUCUCUUAGAUUAAUCAUAGCAGACUUUGCACUGAAUUAUAUAAAUCAAUACAAUAAAUGUAAGAUGUGAUAAAAAAA
Molecule: messenger RNA, 1386 nt
Organism: Notolabrus celidotus (New Zealand spotty)
Lineage: Eukaryota; Metazoa; Chordata; Actinopteri; Labriformes; Labridae
Gene: tesca
Product: tescalcin a
Exons: 8
Coding region: 83-745 (220 amino acids)
Molecular function (GO): calcium ion binding
Source: RefSeq, a predicted model, not a curated record